Molecule: messenger RNA, 954 nt
Organism: Anisakis simplex (herring worm)
Lineage: Eukaryota; Metazoa; Nematoda; Chromadorea; Rhabditida; Anisakidae
Source: the annotation of a GenBank genome assembly
AUGAUGUAUUCUGACCAAAAUGCUUAUAAUGCUUACCCACUGGAUACUAAUCAAAUGCAGUCAGCAAAUCAAAAUACUUCUGAAAUUAAUCCAUACUGGAAUACGAAUACGUUACCACAGCAUAACCCAUAUGCACAACUUACCCUACCAACCAUGGCAACCACUUAUAAUGGUGGAUUGUUAGCGAUGCCUUCAUCAAAUACAGAAGAUGAUUAUUCAAGGUCGUUAUCAGCUGUUACAUCGUCGUCUUAUGCUGUUCCAGUAUCUGCAUCGAACGCUCCAUCUGGAGGCGAUGUGGUUGAAAUUGGAAAGAAUACAAGUACUACAGUAGACGAUGCAAGUGCGGUACAGCCACAAGCAGCUAUCCCUUCUGCUAUUGAUGCGUAUGGUGGUUUACCAAUGUCACCUUCGACAACGACCAACCUGACAGCGACAGCUAAUGCCAUGCAACAACAUGUAGCUGCAGUGGCUGCAGCGGGAGUGUCAUCUCGUGAGCACUUCGUUGAUUACAAUAUGAUAAGUAACUUGAAUUCGACUACACCCACUAAUAUGCCUUCUUCAUCGUCAAUCAUUGGUGGUGGCAUGAGUAGUAACAGCAGCACUUCAUCGAGGAUGAGCUCGAAGAAACGUUCCAAAAGUGUUAAACUUGAUUCUGAUGACGAUGCUAGAUCGAACGAAGACAGAGAAGCUGAUCGACGAUCGGCGAAUAAUGCUAGAGAAAGAAUUCGAGUGAAAGAUAUCAAUAUGGCGUUCAAAGAAUUGGGGAAAAUGUGCGCACAACAUAUGCAACAAGGAGCUGAUAAAACUCAAACAAAAUUGGGUGUUUUACAUCAGGCAGUUGCGGUCAUAACAGGACUCGAAGAGCAGGCUAGCAUAUUAGUUCGACAAAGGAAUUUGAAUCCAAAAGCAGCUUGUCUUAAAAGGCGAGAAGAAGAAAAAACUGUUCCCACGUAA